Molecule: messenger RNA, 1428 nt
Organism: Triticum turgidum subsp. durum (durum wheat)
Lineage: Eukaryota; Viridiplantae; Streptophyta; Magnoliopsida; Poales; Poaceae
Source: the annotation of a GenBank genome assembly
AUGCCGUCGCGGUCGCCGUCCCCGAUGGUGCGCGUCGUCUCGUCGUCCACGGUGAAGCCGCCGCCGCGGCCGAGGGAGCGCAUCCCGCUCACCUCCUGGGACGCCUCCAUGCUCUCCUCCAACUACAUCCAGAAGGGCCUCCUCUUCCACAGGCCCACCUCCUCGGCGUUCAACGCCGCCGACCACCUCGCCGCGGUACUCGGCGACGCGCUCGCCCACUACUACCCCAUCGCCGGCCGCUUCGCCACGGAGCAGCACAGGGAUGACGCCGGGAACGUCGUGGGGUGCUCCGUCCACGUCGACUGCGCCGGCCAGGGCGUGGAGGUCGUGCACGCCGUGGCCGACGGGGUGACCAUGGCGGACGUGCUCCCCCGCGACGCCGACGUGCCGCGCGGCGUGCUGGCGCAGUUCUUCCAGCUCACCGACGCCGUCAACUACGGCGGCCAGGAGCAGCCGCUGUUCGCCGUCCAGGUCACCGACCUCGCCGACGGGGUCUUCGUCGGCUUCGCCUACAACCACGCGCUCUCCGACGGCACCGCCUUCUGGGACUUCGUCAACUACUGGGCCGCCCUCGCGCGCACCAGGCUCGGCCUCGCCGCAGCGCCCCCGGCGCCGAAGCCCUCGUUCGAGCGCUGGUCGCCCGACGGCGGCCCGGCGGGGCCAGCGGUGCUGCCGUGCGCCGACGUGUCCGAGCUCAUCGAGCGGGCGCCCCCGCUGCAGCUGCACGAACGGAUGCUGCACUUCUCGGCCGACUCGCUGGCAGCUCUCAAGGAGCGGGCGCGUGAGGAGCUCCUGGCCGCCGGCGACACGGCGGGCGCGGCCGCACUAACCAAGUUCCAGGCGCUGUCGUCCCUCCUCUGGCGCUGCAUCACCCGCGCGCGGCGGAUGGCGCCGGAGCAGGAGACGACGUGCCGCGCGGCCAUCAACAACCGCGGGCGCCUCCGGCCGCAGCUCCCGCAGGACUACUUCGGCAACACCAUCUACGCCAUCGGCACCGACUCAACGCGCGCCGCGGACCUGCUCGACCGCGGGCACGGCUGGGCGGCGGCGGCCGUGGGGCGGGCCGUGGCGGCGCACACGGACGCGUCCAUCAGGGCGCGCGUGGCGGCGUGGACCGCCAAGCCCAUGGUGUACACGCACCGCUUCUUCGACCCGACAGGCACCAUGAUGGGGAGCUCGCCGCGGUUCGACAUGUACGGCUGCGACUUCGGAUGGGGGAGCCCCGUGGCGGCGCGCAGUGGCAUGGCCAACAAGUUCGACGGCAAGACGUCGUUGUACCCCGGCCACGAGGGCGGCGGUAGCAUCGAUGCCGAGCUCACGUUGUCGCUAGAGAACAUGGCCGCGCUCGAGGAGGACGUGGAGUUCUGGGCCGCCGUGUCCCCGGACACACCCGUGCCGGCGCCGGUGCCGGAGAAGAAGCCCACUUGA